CAAAAUUUUCUUUUUUUAAUUAUCAAUAUGCGUUUUACUUCUCCUAGCAUGACUAGCGCACUUCGCAGUGUUGCUCAAGCCCGUAUGGUUAACCAAAACCAAACAUUUGCUCGUGCUUAUACAACCGGUGGUCAAGCACCCAAGAAAUCCGGCAGCAAGAUUUUAGUCGCUGCUUUAGUCGGUGCUGGUAUCUUGGGCGGUAUCACUUAUAAUUCAUCUCAAACCAAGAUUUUACCCGUGAUUGAGGAAAAGAUUCAAGAGAAAAUCGCUGCUUUCAAAAAUGACGGAUUUGUGUCUCUCAAGUUGGCCGAGAUUAAGCCUAUUACACAUGAUACCAGCCUUUUCAGUUUCGAACUUCCCAAGGGUCAUGUCGCUGGUCUUCCUAUCGCCUCUUGCGUGGUUGUCAAGCACGCUGUUGAAGGCGGCAAACCCAUCAUCCGUCCCUAUACCCCCGUUUCUGAAUCCGAGGCUGAAGGACAUGUCGAUUUCAUCAUUAAAAAGUACAAUGACGGUAAAUUGACUCCCGUGAUUCACAACAUGAAGCCUGGAGACACUCUUGAUUUUAAGGGCCCCAUUCCUAAAUACGACUGGGAGAAAGAUCAAAAGGCCAAUGUUGGUAUGAUUGCUGGCGGUACUGGUAUUACCCCCAUGCUUCAAAUCAUCCGCAGAGUCUUUGAUGAGAAAUCCACCGAUAAGAAGACCAAGAUCUCCUUGAUCUUUGCUAACCAAACCGAACAAGAUAUCUUGUUGAAGGACGAAUUAGACAAGAUUGCUAAGGAACACCCUGAUCGUUUCAAGGUCACCUAUGCAUUGGAUAAGGCUCCUGAAGGUUGGAACGGUGUGACAGGUUAUGUUACCGCUGAGGUUGUCAAGGCUAACUUACCUAGCCCCGAACAAGAUGACACCAUCAUCUUUGUCUGCGGUCCUCCUCCCAUGGUUAAAUCUUUAGCUGGUGUUCGUACCAUGAAGAGUCAAGGCGAACUCGAAGGUGUCUUGAAGGAAUUAGGUUAUGAACAAAAGAACGUCUUUAAGUUUUAAAGUCAUAUAACAAAUUUUUUUUUUCUUUAUUAAUAUCAUUAUUAUUUAUUUUUAAUAAAUUCAAGUUUUCUGAUCAAAUUUAAG
This is a messenger RNA of Mucor mucedo, 1122 nucleotides long. RefSeq lists its product as uncharacterized. The transcript is spliced from 4 exons. Gene Ontology annotation, biological process: ergosterol biosynthetic process. NCBI's taxonomy places the organism in Eukaryota, Fungi, Mucoromycota, Mucoromycetes, Mucorales, Mucoraceae. Gene Ontology annotation, molecular function: cytochrome-b5 reductase activity, acting on NAD(P)H. The coding region runs from base 28 to 1038 and encodes 336 amino acids. The record is from RefSeq and is a predicted model, not a curated record.